Messenger RNA from Sarcophilus harrisii (Tasmanian devil), 1344 nucleotides. RefSeq names its product protein bangles and beads-like. The record is from RefSeq and is a predicted model, not a curated record. Bases 305 to 934 code for a protein of 209 amino acids. The transcript has 2 exons. NCBI's taxonomy places the organism in Eukaryota, Metazoa, Chordata, Mammalia, Dasyuromorphia, Dasyuridae.
GACCCGGUGGGAAAGGCCGGGGGAAUGAAAUACCAGGCAGAAAAGCCCACGGGAAUGGGUAUGGGCUUCGCUGGGAUACCCUAGAGUUCUCUAGGCGACUUGUGUCAGUUAGGCCUUGAGUCGGAAGGAUGAGUGUGAUUGGCCACAGCUCGCAGUGCUCGUGCAAAAAAGAGGGGCGGGGCCAGAGGCAGCCCUUAUAAAUACGGUGAGGUCGCCACACACUUUUUCUUCGUCAGGUUUGGCGUGUGGUUUGUGAGCCACACGAAGCUCCGGAUUCCAAGUUGGAGGAAGACAUUCGAAGACGAUGGCAGCUGCCUCAGCGGGCACUCAAAAAAAGGCGCCACCGGCCUCGGCCCAGGCCCAAACCCCAGAAAAAGAACAGGAGAUGGCUGCGGAGAUGGUGGCGCAGAUGGUGGCGCAGGCACCAAAAGCAAAGGCAGCAGGAAGAGAAAGGUUCUCGGCCAUCACCUCCCCUCCCUUUAGGGGAAAAGCACAAGAGGCCCAGGCCCCCACCGCCAAUGCAGAGAAGGCCACGAUGCCCGAGAAGCCGAAGACCACGGAGAGGGGUCGCCUUCCAUCAUUCCUUCAAGUUCCAUGGAAAAUCGCAAACUUCUCGAUUCAGGGACCGUGGGCAGCGACUGCUGGGCCGGAGGAGAUGAAGGCCAGCGAGGAGGCAGCGGCGGCGGGGGAGGAAGCGGUGGAAGCGCCGGUAGCACAAGGACCGGUGAGAAUACUGUUAUCACCAGCCUCCCUAGCCGCACACACGCUGGCCUCCAUCAGGAUGAUCCGCUACAGCACUGUCACCAAGUCUCUGGAUGAUAUAAAGGUCCAACAGAAGAAGCAGAACUGGAACCAAGAACAGGACAAUCGGAGAGUCAUUGUCUUCAACAGAAAUGAAGAUGCCACGCAGGAGAGUGGAGAUUUCAAUGGUUAGUCUCACAAUUGUUAUUUUCCCAUACUCACUGGCUUAACUUAGUGAGCUGUGAAAGCAACCUGACUUCAGGUGGCCUUCCUGCUCCCUCCAAGUGUGGACCAAGGGUCUGGUCACUUGGAUGGGGGCUUAGUUUAUUAGUCUCCGGGACGCUUGUUGACCUAAUCACCCCCCUUGAGGGAAAUACAAAACGCAGCCAUGUCUGCUGGGCUUGUCAUCCCCUUCACAGGGGCUCUUGGCCCUGGUCUGAACCAUGGUUUGGGGCCCGUGUGGGCCCCCUUGGCCAGUCCAACUUAACGGAGUGGGCGUCAUUUCCUCCCACAGUAUUGCUGAACAGGCCGACUGCCUGUUGUGGGGCAAACCCGAAAGAAGCUUUGAAAAAUGCUUGUGUUCUUUGUAGGGAGUUGAUGCUU